Plectropomus leopardus (leopard coralgrouper) is the source of this 1754-nucleotide messenger RNA. Its product is annotated as thiosulfate:glutathione sulfurtransferase-like. The record is from RefSeq and is a predicted model, not a curated record. NCBI's taxonomy places the organism in Eukaryota, Metazoa, Chordata, Actinopteri, Perciformes, Serranidae.
CAUAUUUGAACUCUCUAUGUGUCUGUAUGCAGUGAUGGAAAGUAUUUAAGUGGUUUAUCUUUAAUUCUUUACGUUACACUAUACUUCUCUUCUACAUUUCAGGGGAAGUAUUGCACUUUUUUAUUGCUGUAAAACAAAAUAUAAAUUUAUAGAAUAUAAGGCAUUUUCAUAUUAUUAAACUAUCAGAUAGCAUUGUUCAAAUUAGCUCUAACUCGACCAACUACAUUCAAUAAUAUGACAAAUACAACUCUUAAAAGGCCAUUUUGCGCAUUGAGUAUUUUAAUGAUACUUUUAGUAUAUUUUGCUGUUAAUGCUUUUAGUUAAAAUUCAAAUGCAGGAGUUUGAACCGUAACCAAAUAUUUUUACAAUUUUACAACUAUCCUUGUCUUCAUCUGAAUCCUCUUCCAUUGUCUGAACCAUAGACUGUAUAUGAAGUUUAUAUACUUUAUAUACAAUCUAUGGUCUGAACUCAUGUAACUACAGCCUCAACUUUUAUUUUGAAAGUUUUUGUAAAAACACUGCUUGUAGGGCGUGGAUCUUAUUGGCUCAUGACUGAAGAACUUCAAGCUAAGUCCCGCCUUCCCUCGGCGUCUAAGCCAAUGAAUUGUCGCUAAACAAUGUAUGAGGAAGAGAGUGUAUCUUGUACAUGGAUGUAUUAUAAGGAACGUAAUCAACGUCUGAAUUUACCAUUCAUAAAAGCAGGAUGGCGAGCCAGGUCACUAAGGAUAUCACCUAUGAGGAACUGAAAGAUCUUCUGGGAAAAAGUCAGAAUCUCCUUCUGGUUGAUGUUCGGAGUAAAGGAGAAGUGGAUAAUGGACGAAUUCCAGGAUCCAUUCACAUCCCAGUUGAAACGGUAGAGGCUGCUUUUGGACUGGAAGCAGAAGAGUUCAAAGCCAAGUACGGAGUAACCAAGCCACCGGUGGACACGCCAGAGCUGGUGUUUCACUGCCAGAUAGGAAAGCGAGGCCAAACUGCCACGAACACAGCUAACAUGCUUGGAUAUGUGAACGCACGUAACUACACUGGAGGAUUCAAGGAGUGGUCUGAGAAAGAGGGAAAGUGAUUCACGUUGAAAGAAAGCCUUUUAUAUAUUUAUACAAAUAGCAGCUGUGGAAGCUAGACAGACAGAAUAUUUUUAUACUGUUUUGUUUUCAUACUCUACAUCACUGUAUUUAUAAUAUAUCAAUAAAUACAAAUAAAAUAAGUCAUGUUAUCUACACAGAUAUACAUGUAUUUGUGGGGAUCAUUUUUAGAGAGCUGAAUAUCCCGACAUGAAUAAACUGGAGAGACUAAAUUUUCUGCAUGACGAAAACAUGACAGUGGUCAGAGAUCAAAUGUUUUACAGAUGGUGUACUGUAGCAAAAAGUCAGCUGAGGAAAACUGUGAGAUGUGGCUGAAAGCUCAGGAAAAAGCUUGUAAGUGGAAGAUUAUGUCUUCAGUUGUUUUUGUAAAUUUGGUGCAAUUUAAGGACAACAAUUAAUUCUAUAAUUAAACAUGUAUAAUAUAGUACAGAUUCGGUACACUUACAUAUUUUUUACCAUAAUAUCGUGGAAAAAAAUAUUCAAAUACAUGUGAUUGAAUAGCAUAAAGCAGUAAGGCACUUACUGUUCAUUACUUAUUAGGGUGGGGAGGAGAGGAGAGGAGCUUUACCUUUAAAUGUUUUUUAAUUCUUUAUUUUAAAUACCCAUAGGUUCCUAAACAAGAAAUGAGGUCACACUCCAACUCUGAUUAAUAAAAUACACUCCCUAAAUGUG